UCCGUGUAAUGAUGAUGAUGUUGCAGAGUGUCUCAACGUUAUCAAGAUAUCACAUAGGAUAGGAGUGGCACAGUUGAAUUCAAACUCUGACACCGUAUGAGUUCAUCAUAGGAAAACUAUCAAGCGAUCAAUCGAAACGUCUCAUUGUUAGUUCUGCAUAAAAAUGUGGAAAGUGAGUUUCCUCAUGCUCCUCGCAGCAACAUCCGUGUUAUCGGCACCAGAACUUCAACUGGUUCAUGUUGUAUUCUCGCAUAAAUUUUAUGCCCCCGUGGAAACUACCAAUGGCACCAUAUUCCCUGGAAUACUGGAUUAUCAACAUUUCCUGGAGCAAGCAGUUGACAUGGAUAAUAAAGCAAAAAUGGACAUGUUCAAUUUAGGCGUAUUUCUCCGUCAAAAAUACGACCCCUUCCUCGGUAAGAUCUACCACCCCGAUUUUAUGCAAAUGCGGACAACUGAGUACGUGUUAUCAAUGAUAUCUGGGAUGCUCGUUAAUGCUGGACUGUGGCCGCCGGCUGAAGUGCAAAAGUGGAAGCAAGACCUCGACUGGCAGCCGAUACCCACUGAAUAUGAACCUGCAGAGAGAGAUACAUUACUAAUGGGCUAUCUUUGCCCGACAUUCAAAGCUGAGGAGGAAGAAUUGAACGGUAAUUUCUCAUCAGUUAAAGCCGGGCACGAGGAGUUCUUUAAAUACAUAAAUUCACAUUAUGAAAAGGAGCUGAAAACACCUUGGGAGAUAGCCAUGUUGUAUUCGUGUCUUGAAACGAUCGCAGCUCAGAAUGUCACACUCCCUCCCUGGGCGAGCCACAUCUUCCCCAACGGUGAAAUGGAGAACGUAACUCUCGCAGCUUAUGAGACCCUCUCAAAGACUCGUCUCCAAAAGACACUGAACGGUGGUCCAUUAUUGAAGAAAAUUCUCAACGACUCACUGGCGCAUCAGAACCGCAAUGGGACGAGUAAAUUGAAAUUGUUGAUGUACAGUGGGGAGGACAGAAACGUCAUGGCAUUGCUGCAGAAUUUGGGGGCCUGGACACCUCACAUUCUGAAGCAAGGAGCUUCAAUCAUCUUUGAAGUUCACAGAGACUCGAACUCGCCUGAAUAUACAAUCAAGAUGUCCUAUCUCACUGACGUUGACUCCUACAAACUGGUUCCCCUCAAGUUGAAUGAUUGCGGAGAAUACUGUCCAUUAACCAAAUUCGGUAGUAUUCUGAAGGAUAUUCUUCCGACGGACGAAAAAUUCAUCUGUCAUCAGAAACAAGUCCUUCCGACACAACCACCAACAUCAUCGCCCAACGAUAAUUCAGCGUCGAGAUUGUCAUUCGUGAUUAGUGUCCCUGCGAUACUAAUGGGUCUGCUCUUGACUUAAAUUGGAUAAUUAUCUUCGACUCUUUUCCUGGUUUCCUACGCAUCCGUGAUGUGGAAAUGAUGGGAAUAAAUCACUCGAUGAUCGUCUUCCGAUUAUUUUUCGUGAUUGCAAGGAGGAAAAAAGAAAAAUUCAGGGAAUUCUCAGUAGUAAUACCACGAGACCUCCAAAAUUAUCGGAUAUUUCCCGAU
Messenger RNA from Diachasma alloeum, 1551 nucleotides. Its product is annotated as venom acid phosphatase Acph-1. Lineage: Eukaryota; Metazoa; Arthropoda; Insecta; Hymenoptera; Braconidae. Gene Ontology annotation, molecular function: phosphatase activity. The coding region runs from base 164 to 1363 and encodes 399 amino acids. The transcript is spliced from 7 exons. The record is from RefSeq and is a predicted model, not a curated record. Gene Ontology annotation, biological process: dephosphorylation.